Penicillium malachiteum is the source of this 1092-nucleotide messenger RNA. RefSeq names its product uroporphyrinogen decarboxylase HEM12. Gene Ontology annotation, cellular component: cytosol. Gene Ontology annotation, molecular function: uroporphyrinogen decarboxylase activity. Gene Ontology annotation, biological process: heme biosynthetic process. Lineage: Eukaryota; Fungi; Ascomycota; Eurotiomycetes; Eurotiales; Aspergillaceae. The transcript is spliced from 4 exons. The record is from RefSeq and is a predicted model, not a curated record. The coding region runs from base 1 to 1092 and encodes 363 amino acids.
AUGCAGGAACAAUUUGAGCCGUUGAAGAAUGAUUUAUUGUUGAGGGCCGCUCGCGGCGAGAAGGUUGAGCGUCCUCCAAUCUGGGUGAUGCGACAAGCCGGUCGCUACCUCCCCGAGUACCAUGAAGCCAAGGCAGGCCGUGACUUCUUCGAAUGCUGCCGCUCCCCGGAAGUGGCAUCGACCUUGACGCUCCAACCAAUUGAACGCUACGAAGGCCUCAUUGAUGCCGCGAUCAUCUUCUCGGAUAUUCUGGUUAUCCCCCAGGCUAUGGGAAUGAUCGUUGAGAUGCUGGAUAAGAAGGGCCCUCACUUCCCCGAGCCCCUUCGGUCGCCCGAUGAUGGACAAUACGCUCGUGUUAUGGAGAAGAAGGUGGAUGUUAAGGCAGAGCUGAACUACGUCUACAAGGCCAUUACGCUCACACGUUUCAAGUUGAAGGGCCGUGUGCCGCUCAUUGGUUUCUGUGGUGCGCCCUGGACUCUGUUGUGCUACAUGGUCGAAGGUGGUGGCAGCAAGCUCUUCGUUGAGUCCAAGAAGUGGGUCUACAAGUACCCGAAGGAGUCGCAGGCCCUUUUGCAAAAGAUCGCUGAGAUCUGUGUGGAAUACCUGGCGCUCCAGGUUGCUGCCGGUGCUCAGAUGAUCCAGGUUUUCGACUCAUGGGCUGGAGAGCUGUCGCCUGCCACCUUUGCCUCGCACUCCUUGCCUUACCUGCGUCACAUCUCUGAGAAUCUCCCCAAGCGCUUGAAGUCUAUGGGCCUGGAGCCCGUCCCUAUGACUGUCUUUGCUAAGGGAGCUUGGUACGCUCUGGAUGACCUUUGCAAGUCUGGCUACAACGUGGUUGGUCUGGAUUGGUUGCACGAUCCUGCCGAGGCUAUGAAAAUUGCCAACGGCCGAGUUACCAUUCAGGGUAAUGCUGACCCAGGUAUGCUCUACGGUGGACCUGCUGCCAUCACUCCCACUGUGGAGAAGAUGGUCGAAGGGUUCAAGAAGGGCAAGCAGGGUUGGAUCUGCAACCUCGGACACGGUGUCACUCCAUUUGUUGACCCAGAGAACCUUAAAUUCUUCUUCGAAGAGAUUCACCGUCUCACCAAAUAA